CUCUUGGGGAGCGCCUGCCUGGCCGGGACUCAGCCGAGCAGAAGACGCGCGCUCUCGCUCUCCCACCGCCACGUCGAGAUGGGGCCGGGGCGCGUUCACGUUGCGGGCACACAGCUGUCAGAGUCUCCUGCCAGCCAGAAGAGGCACAGCAACAAGGAGGAGGAGCCUGGGGCCUCGACCCUCUGCAGCUGGACCAAGCGUCUCCUGGGCUUUGAAUGGGCCGAUCUUUCCAGCUGGCACCACUUUGUCUGCUUACUUAACAGGCCGACUGACCCUGCAGCGCUGGGCAUCUUCCGCUUUCUCUUUGGUUUGUUGAUGGCCUUGGACAUUCCCCAGGAGCGAGGCUUGAGCCAGCUGGACCACAAAUACCUGGAUGGGCUGAAGGUGUGCCGCUUCCCCCUCUUCAACUUCCUGGAGCCCCUUCCGCUGGACUGGAUGUACCUUGUCUAUACAGUGAUGCUGCUGGGUGCUUUGGGGAUCAUGUUGGGCUGUUUCUACCGCCUCAGCUGCCUGCUCUUCAUGGUGCCUUACUGGUAUGUCUUCCUCCUGGACAAAACAACAUGGAACAACCACUCCUACCUCUACGGCCUCCUGGGCUUCCAGCUCUUGUUCAUGAACGCAAACCGCUACUGGUCUAUUGAUGGCCUCUGGAAUCCACAGAAGAGAAAUGCGCAUGUUCCGUUGUGGAACUACACACUGUUGCGCACACAGAUCUUCAUUGUGUACUUCAUUGCGGGCAUCAAGAAACUGGAUGCGGAUUGGGUAGAAGGCUACUCCAUGAGCUCCCUUGCUAACCACUGGCUUUUCAGCCCCUUCAGGUUGGUGCUUUCAGAGGAGAUGACCAGCCUGCUGGUAGUGCAUGGCGGGGGUCUCAUGCUGGACUUGACCGCUGGCUACCUGUUGUUUUUCGACGCCACCCGACCCAUUGCUCUUGUAUUUGUCUCCUACUUUCACUGCAUGAACUCCCAGCUCUUCAGCAUUGGUAUGUUCUCCUACACCAUGUUGGCCACCAGCCCCCUUUUCUGCUACCCAGACUGGCCACGCCACCUGAUUGCCAAGUUCCCUGCCUGCUUCCAGAGGCUCCUGCCCCUUUCAGAGGCUCCACAGCCCAGCCAGGAUUGUGUGUACGGAGGAGCAGGGCAGCAGAGGUUAGGCAGAGCAGCCCAGAAGCUGGGGCUGCGGCAGAAACUGGGGGCCAUCUUCACAGUGCUGUAUGUGCUGGAGCAGCUAUUCCUGCCCUACUCCCACUUCAUCACCCAGGGCUAUAACAACUGGACAAAUGGACUCUAUGGCUACUCGUGGGACAUGAUGGUCCAUGCACGCUCCCACCAGCAUGUGAAGAUUACGUACCGUGAUGGUCUCACUGGGGAGAUUGGCUACCUGAAUCCUGGGGUCUUCACCCAGAGUCGACGCUGGAGGGACCACGCAGACAUGCUGAAGCAGUAUGCCACCUGUCUCAGUCAGCUGCUGCACAACUAUAACAUUUCGGAGCCGGAGAUCUACUUUGAUAUUUGGGUCUCGAUCAACGAUCGCUUCCAGCAGAGACUCUUUGAUCCACAUGUGGACAUUGUGAAGGCUGAGUGGUCCCCUUUCCAAAAGACGACAUGGGUGAAGCCUCUGCUGGUUGACCUGUCACCCUGGCGGACAAAGCUACAGGAGAUUGAGGACUCUCUGGACAACCAAACCGAGGUGGUCUUCAUUGCAGACUUCCCAGGCCUGCAUCUGGAAAACUUUGUCAGUGAGGACCUUGGCAACACCAGCCUUCACUUGCUGAAAGGGGAGGUUGCAGUGGAGAUUGUCAACACGCAGAAGAACCACACGCUGCAGGAAGGAGACAGGAUACAGCUGCCGCCGGGGAAAUACCACAAAGUCUUCACAGUGUCCCAGGAACCGUCCUGUUACAUGUACAUGUAUGUCAACACCACAGAGGCGGCUCUUGAGCAGAAUUUCACUCGGCUGCAGGAGUUGCGGGAGAAGGUUCAGAAUGGGACAGAAACAGAGCCCCUUCCUCCGGAGCUACAGCCCAUCUUGGACAGCUCCAUAGACAAUGUGACGCAGGUGGACCCUGUCGUCGAGGCCUUUCUUCGCCGUCAGUGGCGCAUGGAGGAGCUGCAGAAGCGCCGCAAUGCCACACUGGCCGAGCGCUUCCACCGUUUCAUCACCAAGAAGUACUUCGUCUUCCGCAGGAGCCUCCUGAUGACCUGGAUUUCUCUGCGGAACUUGUCGUUGGGCCGCCCAUCCCUGGAGCAGCUGGCACAGGAGGUGGCCUAUGCCAACAUGCAACACGAGGAGGUCCGGACACCUAGCAGUCCAGACACGGUGCCAAAACAGCCAGGGCGUUCUGAACUCUGAGCAGCAGCCGUCUCUACUUCAGGUGCCAGCAGCAGCAGGGAGGCUCUCCCAGUGGGGCCAAAGGAUGGGGAGUUGGUGGAACACUCUGAGCGUGCAAAGGAGCCACUUGCUGGACUGCGUGGCCUGCCCUCUCUCCCUUUUCUGGACUUCUGCUCUUCAGCCAAGGCUCUUGUACUGGCUUGCUGAGACCCAUUGCCCAACUCUACUGGCCUCUGCCACUUGGAGACUGGCACAUUAAUGGGCAGUGCCCCACCAGUGCCCUCCUCCUCCUCAGUCUCAGUGUUGCCUUUUGUAGAUUCAGCAUGGAGGAAGAUGAUGGGGACAAAACCAGCAUUAGUGACAGAGAUUUUCACUAUCCUUUUAAAAACACCCAGAAGAAGCCGCUGUCUUGGUCUAGAAGAGAAAAAAAACUCCCAUAUCCACAAACUGGGCAGCGCAUUUGCAGGACCAGUGAAAAUGCUGCAAAAGAGUGAGCAUGUUUUUGAAGUUUCUAGAGCUGUUCAUGAACCUAGAUGUUAAGCCCAACUAUGAAUGUUGGGAGUUUUCCCAGUGUUGCUACCUGAGAUUAUUUUUCAGCUAAUGUUGGUUGAAGUUGAAGGGGGGGGUGUUGCCAGGCAGUGGGCUGGCUGGGCCUGAUGGGAGAUGUAGUCCAAAAUUUCUGGAAGGGUAUUAGGUUUGGGUGUGGCUGCUCUACCACUUGAGCUCUGGACACGCAGAGUUCCAAUUUCACACAACUGGAAAGGAACUGUGAACCUUCGCUGCUGUCUGGGUAUCUAUUACAGACAGGCUUACGGUAGGAGUCCUCAGGUUUGUCUAACAGCCUUAUAAUUAAGUCUAGAAAACAGAAGGUUGUGGCGAGCUCCAGUGUGACCAAGACAAAAAGUGUUCAAUUUCUAUUAAAAAGUGCAUUUUAUGAA
Molecule: messenger RNA, 3269 nt
Organism: Lacerta agilis (Sand lizard)
Lineage: Eukaryota; Metazoa; Chordata; Lepidosauria; Squamata; Lacertidae
Gene: GGCX
Product: gamma-glutamyl carboxylase
Exons: 15
Coding region: 79-2352 (757 amino acids)
Biological process (GO): peptidyl-glutamic acid carboxylation
Molecular function (GO): gamma-glutamyl carboxylase activity; vitamin binding
Source: RefSeq, a predicted model, not a curated record